UUUUUUUUUUCCCUCUUUUUAAAAAAACAAUUUUAUAAUCAUAAUGGGUAAAGGUGGAUUUGGCGAACGUGGUGGACGUGGCGGUGGUCGCGGUGGCGGAGGAGGAGGAUUUAGAGGAGGUCGUGGUGGUGGACGUGGUGGAUUCAGCGGUGGAUUCAACCAAGGUCCUCCUGCUGAAGUUGUCCCCAUGGGCUCUUUUGUGCAUGCUGUUGAAGGAGACAUGGUCUGUAAAUCCAUCAAUGUCAAGAUUCCUUAUUUCAAUGCUCCCAUCUUCCUCGAGAACAAGUCUCAAAUCGGUAAAGUGGACGAAAUUUUAGGUCCUGUCAACGAAGUUUAUUUCACAGUCAAAAUGCAAGAAGGUAUGAUUGCAAAGUCCUUCAAGGCUGAUGAUAAGGUCUAUAUCGGUACAGAUAAGCUUCUUCCUCUUGAACGUUUCUUACCCAAGCCCAAGGUUGUUGGCAAAGUCGGUAAAGGUACUGGUCAACAAGGUCGUGGUGGUCGCGGUGGUGGACGUGGUGCCCCCCGUGGCGGCCGUGGUGGUUUCGGCGGUGGAGACCGUGGAGGUCGUGGCGGUUUCGGUGGAGGACGUGGUGGUGGACGUGGCGGUUUCGGUGGAGACCGUGGAGGCCGUGGCGGUUUCGGCGGUGGUCGUGGUGGUUUCGGUGGUGGAGACCGUGGAGGUCGUGGCGGCUUCAGAGGUGGUCGUGGUGGU
This is a messenger RNA of Mucor mucedo, 712 nucleotides long. RefSeq names its product Gar1/Naf1 RNA binding region-domain-containing protein. Gene Ontology annotation, cellular component: box H/ACA snoRNP complex. The transcript has 4 exons. The annotation marks the transcript as partial. The record is from RefSeq and is a predicted model, not a curated record. Gene Ontology annotation, biological process: ribosome biogenesis; snoRNA guided rRNA pseudouridine synthesis. Gene Ontology annotation, molecular function: box H/ACA snoRNA binding. Lineage: Eukaryota; Fungi; Mucoromycota; Mucoromycetes; Mucorales; Mucoraceae.